This is a messenger RNA of Coregonus clupeaformis (lake whitefish), 988 nucleotides long. Its product is annotated as glycine-rich RNA-binding protein GRP2A. Lineage: Eukaryota; Metazoa; Chordata; Actinopteri; Salmoniformes; Salmonidae. The record is from RefSeq and is a predicted model, not a curated record. Bases 78 to 572 code for a protein of 164 amino acids. Gene Ontology annotation, cellular component: spliceosomal complex. The transcript has a single exon. Gene Ontology annotation, biological process: positive regulation of mRNA splicing, via spliceosome. Gene Ontology annotation, molecular function: RNA binding.
CUACCAUUUCCUUUUCCGUCGACGUUCCUCUCCAAGCAGCAGCUCUUUCUGGUUCUGUCCGCAAAAGACAAAGAAACAUGUCCGACGAAGGAAAACUUUUCGUCGGUGGCCUGAGCUUCGACACAACAGAGCAAUCUCUUGCAGAAGCGUUCUCCAAGUACGGGAACAUCUCCAAAUGUGAUGUCAUCAUGGACAGAGAAACAGGAAGGCCUCGUGGAUUCGGCUUCGUAAAGUACGACAAUCCCGAGGAUGCGAAGGACGCUAUGGAUGCAAUGAACGGCCAGUCUCUCGACGGCAGAACCAUCCGUGUGAACGAGGCAGGCCAGGGCGGUGGUGGCGGUCGUGGAGGUGGCGGUGGAUACAGAGGUUCCCGAGGUGGCGGUGGAUACGGCGGUGGAGGUGGCGGUGGAUAUGGUGGAGGCGAGAGGAGUUACGGUGGUGGCGGAGGAGGCCGCAGUUAUGGCGAAGAUCGGGGCUACGGAGGUGGUGGCGGAUACAGGAGUGGUGGUGGUGGCGGCGGUGGAGGCCGAGGCGGAUACUCCUCCGGUGGCGGAUACAGGGACAAUCAAUAGGUUGGGCCCAUGAAGGCUACGGAGACCGUUCUAGGCCGGGGAUCCUACAGAGACUGCUAGCUACAACAGUUAACGUUAUGCUGCACACGAGUAAACUCCGAUUCAAGAUCAUCCCUUGGCUGGCUGUAUUUAAAAGAUGCGCUCCUCAAGAAAUGUCCACGUGUUGUUGUUGACCGGAUGACUUUUGUAGUCCUAUUCUGUGUUUAAUUAGCUAAGUUAGCUUGCUAGCUAGCUCGAGCGUCUUUCAAUUUAGCCACGUGUGUCGGCCAUUCAUUUACAAACCAUGUGAAAAGUUCAUGUUCUCUUGCCCGAUAACAUUCCACCUUUGUACUUUCUGUUCUUUGUCUCCUCAACAUUAUUUUUUGUGUCAAUUUUGGCUUUAUGGAACCUAUUAAACGAUUUCUUUGGAAAAACAA